This is a messenger RNA of Falco peregrinus (peregrine falcon), 2168 nucleotides long. RefSeq names its product cytohesin-2. NCBI's taxonomy places the organism in Eukaryota, Metazoa, Chordata, Aves, Falconiformes, Falconidae. Gene Ontology annotation, biological process: regulation of ARF protein signal transduction. Gene Ontology annotation, molecular function: guanyl-nucleotide exchange factor activity. The record is from RefSeq and is a predicted model, not a curated record.
CGGUCGCUCAUUAGCUGCGGCGGCCGCUCGGGUCGGCCCGGGCGGGGCGCGGGCCGCCGCGGCGGAGGACAGACGAGUCGGGAGGAGAGGGACGGAGCAGCCCCGCCCGGGCGCGAGUCGGCCGCUCCGGCUGCCAUGGAGGACGGAGUCUAUGUGCCCCCUGACCUGACGGUGGAGGAGCGGCUGGAGCUGGAGAGCAUCCGGCGGCGCAAGCAGGAGCUGCUGGGGGAGAUCCAGCGGCUGCGGGAGGAGCUGAGUGAGGCCAUGAGUGAGGUCGAGGGGCUGGAGGCCAACGAGGGCAGUCAAAACCUCCAGAGGAACCGAAAGAUGGGGAUGGGCCGCAAGAAAUUCAACAUGGACCCCAAAAAGGGGAUCCAGUUCCUGGUGGAGAACGAGCUGCUGCGGCACACGGCCGAGGACAUCGCCCGCUUCCUCUACAAGGGCGAGGGGCUCAACAAGACUGCCAUCGGCGACUACCUGGGCGAGAGGGAAGAGUUCAAUAUUGGGGUGCUGCAUGCCUUUGUGGACCUCCACGAGUUCACAGACCUUAACCUGGUGCAGGCGCUGAGGCAGUUCCUGUGGAGCUUCCGGCUGCCGGGGGAGGCGCAGAAGAUCGAUCGGAUGAUGGAGGCCUUUGCCCAGCGCUACUGCCUCUGCAACCCUGGCGUCUUCCAGUGCACGGACACCUGCUACGUGCUCUCCUUCGCCGUCAUCAUGCUCAACACCAGCCUGCACAACCCCAACGUGCGGGACAAGCCUUCGGCCGAGCGCUUCGUCGCCAUGAACCGCAGCAUCAAUGACGGCGGCGACCUGCCAGAGGAGCUGCUGCGGAACCUGUACGAGAGCAUCCGCAGCGAGCCCUUCAAGAUCCGAGAUGACGGCAAUGACCUGACCCACACCUUUUUCAACCCCGACCGUGAGGGCUGGCUGCUCAAACUGGGUGGGAGGGUGAAGACGUGGAAGCGGCGCUGGUUCAUCCUCACCGACAACUGUCUCUACUACUUCGAGUACACUACGGACAAGGAGCCGCGGGGCAUCAUCCCCCUGGAGAACCUGAGCAUCCGUGAGGUGGAGGACCCCCGCAAGCCGCACUGCUUCGAGCUCUACAUCCCCAACAACAAGGGGCAGCUGAUCAAGGCGUGCAAGACGGAGGCAGAUGGGCGGGUGGUGGAGGGGAACCAUGUUGUCUACCGCAUCUCUGCCCCCACCCGCGACCAGAAGGACGAGUGGAUCAAAUCCAUCCAGGCAGCGGUUAGCGUCGACCCCUUCUAUGAGAUGCUGGCUGCCCGCAAGAAGCGUAUUUCAGUGAAGAAGAAGCAGGAGCAGCCCUGAAGGGGGGCCGGGACCCCCUGGGAAACCCGCCCUGGACCAUGAGGGACACCCCCCACCCCCACCCCAAGGACCCUUCUGGACCACACGGGACCCCCCCAGGACCACGAGGGACCCUUCUGGAUCAUGUGGGAUGACACCCCCAGACCACAGGGGACCCUCCUGGACUAUGAGGGACCCCCCGCAAGGACCACAGUGGACCCCCCAAGACUAUGAGGGACCCCUCUGGACCACACAGGACCCUGUGGGACCCCCUGUGAUCAUGAGGAACCCCCCCCAAGACAACCCUGGACCUCUCCAGGACUGUGAGGAGACACCCCCUGCCCCGGGCCCCCUUUAACCCCUCAGGUGACUCCCCCAUGAACCACAAGGCACCUUGAGGGACCCCCAAGGACAAUAUGGGAUCCCCUGGCUCUUGGGGGUCCCCUCCCCAAACCCUGAAAGGAUGCCCCUGGGACCGCAAGCUGCCCACCCCCCACCCCACCCCUCUUUGAGGGACCUCUGGUACAACACGGGGUCCCACCCUGGGCCCCCCCUUUGGCGACACACACAACCCCCCUCUAUGUGUGUGCGUGGACACAGACCCUCCCACGCAUGCACCCCGUGGGGCAUGUGGGGGGGGGGCACACACGUGUGAGUGGGGCUUCUGCUGGGCAGAAGCAGGAGGCUGGCGUGUGUGAGGUGGGUGCACAGACAAACCUUGUCUGCAGCUUCCCCACCUGACCCCCAGCGCCCCCCCAGUCCUCCCAGUUUGGCGUGAGGGUGGUGUCUGAGGAGUCUCUGCCUUCCCCCCCCCCCCCCCUAUUUAUGGCUCUGCCCCAUUAAAGCUGGUGAACACA